Molecule: messenger RNA, 2318 nt
Organism: Carica papaya (papaya)
Lineage: Eukaryota; Viridiplantae; Streptophyta; Magnoliopsida; Brassicales; Caricaceae
Product: RING/U-box superfamily protein
Cellular component (GO): cytoplasm
Source: RefSeq, a predicted model, not a curated record
CUCUACCGGUUCGUUCCUUCCUUCUCCUCCACAUCAUCAUCCCUGCCACGAAAAUAUUUCCAUUUUCUCUCUUCCGUCACAGAAGCCGAAAGGAAACAAAAGCAGAGAGACCAGACAAAUCCAUAUGUACUAAUUUAUACAUAUAUAAUAGGCAAAAAAUGCUCUCUCUCUCUCCUCUUCUCAGAGAAACUUCUGAUCGUGUUUCUCUUAUUGCGAGCAAAUCUCUCGAUCUUGUAUUCUUUCUCUGAUAGACUCUGUCUAUCCAUAUAAAACCCUGCUCUGGCUGGCAUUUCCACCUUCAUUCCAUUUUCUUUGAGAUUUCAAGUUGUGCAAAUGAUUAAUGGCGGUAGAGAAUCCUCAGGAAUAGAACUGAGGAUGGCGUCUUGGCUUGUGUGAAGUUUGUCCUGCUGCAAUUUUCUACUGCCAAUUUCAGUGGAAGAAAUUUCUUUUUCUAGUGUUCUGUUGUAAAACCAAACAUGACUUAGGGUUUUAUAUUCAGCCCCUUUUUGAUGUAUUCAAUGUGUUGCCAAUCUGUUCCAGAAGUGUGCCAAUGACGCUUUUUGUAGCAAUCAAGUUAUUGUAAAAAGAAUGGUUCGCCAUUCUUGUUGUUGCAGUUAAUAUUUGUUCUUGACAGUCUGAAGCAUAAACAAAGAAGAAGAGGAACAAGGUGCAAACCAGACCUAAGUCCCAUACAUCUAAUGGGUAAUAAGCUGGGAAGAAAGAGACAGGUGGUGGAUGAGAGGUAUACAAGGCCUCAGGGGCUGUACGUUCAUAAAGAUGUUGAUAUUAAGAAGCUAAGGAAGCUAAUUCUUGAAUCUAAGCUUGCUCCAUGCUACCCGGGAGAUGAAGAAUGCUGUCACGAUCGUGAAGAAUGUCCUAUUUGCUUUUUGUACUAUCCGAGUCUCAACAGAUCAAGAUGUUGCAUGAAAGGCAUUUGUACAGAAUGCUUUUUGCAGAUGAAAAAUCCUAAUUCAACUCGCCCUACGCAAUGCCCUUUCUGUAAAACCUCAAAUUAUGCCGUGGAGUAUAGAGGUGUAAAAUCAAAGGAAGAAAAAGGCUUGGAGCAGAUUGAAGAACAGCGUGUUAUAGAAGCAAAAAUUAGGAUGCGGCAGCAGGAGCUGCAGGAUGAGGAAGAAAGAAUGCAGAAAAGACAAGAACUGUGUUCAUCGAGCACAAACGUAUUGGCUGGGGAAAUUGAAUAUGGCUCAACAGCUUUUCCAUCGCGUAGAUCUACUACUGAAAGUGAAGAAAUUGUUUCUGCUCAAGAUUCAUGUGUCACAUCGGCAGUGAGACAACAUUCACACCUUAGGGGAAAUAGGGAUGAUGAGUUUGACCUUGAUCUUGAGGACAUAAUGGUUAUGGAAGCAAUCUGGCUUUCCAUCCAGGAGAGUGGCAGACACAGAGAUCCAGCUUAUGGUGAUGUUUCUGCUUCUGAACAACAUGUUGCAGAAGAUCGUUUUGUGUCCCCAGCUAUGGCAUCAGUGGCAGGGUCAUCAUCAUCUCCUUCUGGUGGUCUUGCUUGUGCAAUAGCUGCUCUUGCUGAACGUCAGCAGAUGGUUGGAGAAUCAUCUAACAACCCGAAUGGAAUUGCAAAUAUGUCAUCUUUCAGCAUGCUUCCAUGUAGUGGUACGUAUUACAACAUCGGAGACCAGGAGGCUGAGAAUUAUCAUCCUGUCUCUGUCCAUGCAUCACCAGCAAUGAUAAGUAAUGAUGGAGAAUGGGGGGUAGAUCGCGGAUCUGAGGUGGCUGAAGCUGGGACGAGCUAUGCUAGCUCUGCUGUGACAGAAGAUGCUGGGGGAAUUUCGACAUUAUCAGAUCCAGAUGAAAUUGGGGAUAGAUUCCAAAAUGUUCCAGCACCCAUUAUUCCUGAGAGUUUUGAGGAGCAGAUGAUGUUGGCCGUGGCUGUUUCUCUGGCUGAGGCCCGUGCAGUGACAAGUGGACAGGGAGUUUCAUGGCAAUAGUUCAAAAACAAAGCUUUCCAAUUUAGCUGCCAUCCAGUUGAAUGGAUGAUACUGACCAUGAUUUCAAAAAGGUGAGCUGAAGUCUUGUGCAGGUGGUAAGUACAAGACUAGGUGCAUGAAAUUAGUUGAAUGGUCAAGUCUGUGAUGAUUCUCUCUUUUCCUCGCAUUGUCUAUCAGUCCAUAUAUAGAUGCCAAAAGAAAACAGAUUAGUUUUAGUUAAAUGGAAAAAGCUUGCUUGCUUAUGGUAUUCAUUACGAUUCUCUUCUUCCUUUCUUGUCCAUAUUAAUUACAAGCUUGUCUGCAAGUCUGACUGAGAUAAUCAUUUUAUGGUAUUCUUUUCAGAAUUAUUUGGCCCAA